AUGAGUGCAGGCCUGCUGGGUGGAGCAUUCGGGGGAGUAGCUGCAACGGCAGGCACGGCCGUAGCAGGGGCGGGUGCAGCAGGAGGCGGCACAGCAUUGCUGGGUGUGGCAGGAGAGGGAGGGGCGGGGGGUGAGCUGGAGCAGGGGCAGGGGGGUGCUGGGGGCGACGGGGGUGGGGUGGAUGAUGCAUUGGAUGGGGGGCUGGAUGGGGGGUUGGAUGGGGGGCUGGACGGGGGUUUGGAUGGGGGGUUGGACGGGGGGUUGGAGGAGAGUCUCGAUGGAGGGCUGGAUGCUGGGUGGGAGGAUAAGAACGAAUCGCUGGAUGAGUUUGGUGGGGCUGAUGCGGGGGUGUCCCAUGCCAUGCCUGUGCCCCUGCUGCGGAAACAGCCAAAUGCAGCAGCAACAGCAGCAACAGCAACAACAACAGCAGCAACAGCAGCAACAACAGCAACAGCAGCAACAGCAGCAACAGCAACAACAACAGCAGCAACAGCAGCAACAGCAGCAACAGCAACAACAACAGCAGCAACAGCAGCAGCGAUUCCAGCAACAGCAAGAGCUGCAAAAACGGCAGCAAGAAUUACAGCAGCAAGUGCCUCAGCGCAUGCAGCCAAUGCAAUCGCAGCAGCAACAGAUGCAAUCGCAGCAGCAGCAACAACAGCAGCAGUUCUUACAAGGCAACCGACAGCAGCUGACACCUCAUCAACAGCAACAACAAUUACAACUACAACAGCAGCGGCAACAGCAGCAACAACAGCAGCAGCAGCAGCAACAGCAGCAACAGCAACAGCAGCAGCAACAACAGCAGCAACAGCAGCAGCAGCAACAGCAACAACAACAGCAACAGCAACAACAACAGCAACAGCAACAACAACAACAGCAACACAUGCAGUCCAAGCCAGGCCAACUCCCAUCGCAACCACCCAUGCCUGGAUACGCUCCCUCACACCUGCCCGCUCCCCUGCCUGCAACGGCCUGUAUCCGCCAGCACCGUCGUCCCCCGAGGUCUUGCCACCGCCCAAGCGCAGCAACCCGGACCCGGCGUUGGUGCAACAGGCGCUAGCAAGCGGGGGGGAGGAGCCAGCGGAGCCAAAGGGCAAGCGCAGCCUGCGCUUCUCGCUGCUCACCGCGGGCGUCAACGUCAACGCGCCCAAGAUGCGCGGGCUUACCUUCGUUCGCCUCGACUCCAACCCGCAAGGUGUGAGGCGCAUGCAGCAGCGGCUGGUGAUGAGGGGGCGGCAGAAGGACGAGUGUGUGGAGGCAAUCAUACAGGAGGGCGCCGAUGGUGACGCCGAUGCUGCCGGUGCGGGAGGAGGGGCGGGCGGGUCGAGCAUCUCGCUGCGCCGCGACCAGCAGCUUCCCCUCAUGCCCAACACCGAGUACGCCGAUCGCUUCGCGCGAACCUAUGUUCGAGUGGUACGUGUGUCGCACUCCACCAUGCUGCCCCUCCACCAUGCCGCCCCUCCACCAUGCUGCCCCUCCACCAUGCCGCCCCUCCACCAUGCCGCCCCUCCACCAUGCCGCCCCUCCACCAUGCCGCCCCUCCACCAUAUUUUUUCCACUGGCCCUCGCUCUGGCUUUUUGCUGCUCGCCCUUCCUCUCAUGGGGGAACCUGCGGGCUUGUUCUGA
Molecule: messenger RNA, 1629 nt
Organism: Closterium sp. Yama58-4
Lineage: Eukaryota; Viridiplantae; Streptophyta; Zygnematophyceae; Desmidiales; Closteriaceae
Source: the annotation of a GenBank genome assembly